Messenger RNA from Xenopus laevis (African clawed frog), 6375 nucleotides. RefSeq names its product von Willebrand factor A domain containing 5B1 S homeolog (gene vwa5b1.S). NCBI's taxonomy places the organism in Eukaryota, Metazoa, Chordata, Amphibia, Anura, Pipidae. The transcript has 22 exons. The coding region runs from base 191 to 4003 and encodes 1270 amino acids. The record is from RefSeq and is a predicted model, not a curated record.
CUCUCUCUCUGUUUCUCUCCCUCUUUCACUGUCUCUCUGUCUCUCUCUCUCUCUCUCUCUGUCUCUCUCUCGUGUGUCAGAAGGAAACAAACAAGAGACUCCCUCCCGCAGCUCCACCUUGUGUUCCAGCAAAGGGGGUCGGAUUUAUUACCCCCAUCAGGGUGAAGCAGGGCCCAAUCAGGGUGACAAGAUGCCCGGGCUCCUGAAUCGUAUCACUGGGGCCCCCCUGCCCUUGACUGCGGCUGAGAUUAGCUCCUGUGUUAGUGGAUAUGCUCUGGGGAUGACGGCGGCUCUCACUUACACCAACCUGGAGUCUCAGCCCGUGGAAGCUCUCUUUGUGUACCCCCUCAAUGAGCACACGGUGGUGGUCGGAUUUGAAGCGGUGAUCUGCAGGCGCAUCGUCACUGUGCAAAUAAAGGACAAGGCUAAAAUGGACGAGUCCUACUACGAUUCCUGCAGCGGGAGAUUCCCAGAAGGCAACGGUCGGAUUCUGCUGGAUGAAGACUUGGAGAGGAUCAUUUUUGUAGCCAACCUUGGGAUGGUACCAACCCAGGAGAGCGUGUCCGUGUUGAUCAGUACAUCGUCUGAGCUUCCUACUCUCUCCAGUGGGGCUGUCAGGGUCCUUCUUCCGCCCGUCUGUGUUCCCAGAGUCACCAACUCCACAGUGGAAAACGGUCUCGCCUCUGUCUCUCCACUUCGACUGAGAGAGACCGGGCUCACUGGCUCCAGCAAAAAGCUCUGCCUUGCAACACUGUUGGAAACAGAAGCUGUGAAUUCCAUUGAAUAUGAACUGACUUUUCAUCUGGAGAUUCGGGCUCCAUAUCUCUUAGCAGGUGUAGAAAGCCCCACCCAUGAAAUACGUGCUGAUGCCGACCCUUCCGCUCCUUCAGCGAAGAGCAUUGUGAUCACGCUGGCCAACAAGCACACGUAUGACCGACCGGUGGAGAUCCUCAUCCAUCCCAGUGAGCCUCAUUUCCCACACAUUCUGAUGGAGGAAGGAGACAUGACCCCCGGUGAAUACGAGCAGUUCCUAAGGGGAAAGAACGACUUCAUUAGAGGCACCAGAAAGGACCCCAGUCCUGAGAAAAAGACAGAAAUAAUUCGGAAGAGACUUAUUAAGGAUAUUUGUCACAACCCGGUGGUGAUGCUGAACUUCUGCCCAGACCUUCAAGCUGCCCAUAGAGAUCUGAGCAAGGCGCAGGGGGAGUUCAUCUUCCUAUUGGAUCGCAGCGGCAGUAUGAGUGGAGUCAAUAUCUCCAGAGUCAGGGAUGCAAUGCUGGUCAUUCUGAAAAGCCUGAUGCCAACGUCUCUUUUCAACAUUAUUGGAUUCGGCUCCACGUUUAAGACACUGUUUCCCUGUAGCCAGAACUAUAAUGAGGAAAGUCUGGCCAUCGCCUGUGACAGUAUCAAGAGACUUCGAGCGGACAUGGGGGGAACCAACAUCUUAUCCCCCCUCAAAUGGAUCUUCCGACAGCCGGGGUGCAGGGGGUACCCCAGACUGCUCUUUCUGUUGACUGAUGGGGCUGUCAGUAACACCGGCAAAGUCCUUGAACUCAUCCGCCACCAUUCAUCCGUCACAAGGUGCUACAGCUUUGGAAUUGGCCAGAAUGCCUGUCGGAGGCUGGUGCAAGGUGUGGCCAGUGUAUCCAAAGGGAGCGCAGAAUUCCUAAGCGAGGGGGAGAGGCUCCAGCCAAAGAUGUUACAGUCCCUGAAGAAGUCCAUGGCUCCUGUGUUGAGCGAUGUCACAGUGGAAUGGGUAUUUCCAGAGAAUUUCGAAGUCCUGAUCUCCCCUGUCAGCUCUAGUUUUCUUUUCCCAGGUGAUCGCCUGGUGGGAUAUGUCGUUGUGUGUAACACUUCCCGUUAUCUUUCCAACCCUCAAUCGGACAAGAGGAGGAGGUACAGCAUGAUGCGCUCGCAAGAGUCCGGAAGCUCUGUCUUCUUUCAAUCGCAAGAUUCCUGCGGGAGCUCUAGGGGUCACGGUUUUGAUUUUCCUGAUGGUAAAGAGGGGGAAACAGAUGCAGAUUCUGGGUUUCAGCGCCGAGCUUACAGCACCAGUCAGAUUGCCGACCAUGAGCCUCCUCCCAAGUCUCACACCCCCAGUGAUCCCGUUACGGCCCAGGAAAGGAGUCCGAUCUGCACCGUCCAAAUCCAAGAACUCAGCUGUGUGGAUCAUGCAGAUGCCGGUGCCAGUGAAGCUCAGUCAUCCCUACCUGUCAGCCAAUUUGUCAGCACAACCAAAAUUAGUGGUGCGGGUGCCAGGUGUCCAUCCCUGCUUCAGCAAAGCUGUCUCUCAUUCUACCAUGAUGGCUUCUCCCCCCAACUGAUUCAUGAGAGCCUCCAAGCCUCCGGCACAGGACAACCCGCCACCCAGCAGGACACCUCUCUGUCCCUGAAAUCUUCUUCUGACAGUCAACCCUACAGCAGCCCAGGGGACCUUGACUGCCAUCACCCUUGUUUCACAUUUGAAACUGAAGUUGCAGUGGAGUCCAUCUCAGAACCAAAUCCCUUGAUAAAGGGCUCUACCUCCCAAUCCCAGUCUCAGUGCAAAGCGGUUGUGAGAGGGCUGAAGGGUAACCAGCCGGUGCAAUGGGAGAUCACCUUCAAUAUCCACAAGCUUUUUAGAGAGCAAGAAGACAGAGAGGAUGACGAAAGGGAUUUGUGGAAUGAGACUUUCCAUCACCUGGCCGCCAAGUCUAUUAUACGAGACUUUGAGCAACUGGCUGAGAGGGAGUGUGAAAUUGAACAUGGUUUGGGCCGGAGAUUCCAGCUGAACGCCAUAAAUGCCAGCAAAGCGUGUAACGUGAUCAGCAAGUACACGGCAUUCGUUCCUGUAGAUCUGAGCAGCAACUCCUACUUACCCAGUGUGGUUGAAUAUGCCAAUACAGGUACAGCCAUAAAGCAGGGUUCCCAGCGCAGUCUGAGUUCAGGAAGCCAACGCCUGCAGGGAUUCUCCAUUGGCCUGGGGCGCUCUCAGUCAACCUGUGCAUCGGAAUCCUCUGAUGAAAGAUUUUACAAUGUGGACGAGUCUGCGACAUCCCCUUGUACCACCCCGGUGUCCUCCGGAUGGGAGAGAUUCAGUUUCCCCCAAGUUCCACAACGCAGUCCCUCAGUCUCCUCGGCGCACUCCCAGAGAUCCAUAGAAAGCCUCUUUGCGGCCAGGAUCAGCCUCAACAAAGCCCGGCUUUUAACUAGAGCUGCAAAAGGUUUUAUGAUCAAGUCUCCGGGGAAAGGCAGCGAGGAGAGCGAAAGUGAAAAGAAUAGCGACUACUUACCGCUGGUCUCCCUACAGUUGGCUUGUGGUGCGUUCCUGCUGAAUCAAGCCUUCGCCGACGCCGCCAACAUUCCACUGGACAGACUGAAGUGGACGUCCCCUUUCAGCAGCCACCGCGCUGCCCUGAGCCCAAUGUCUCACAGCUCCUCUCCUUCCAAAAAGGAAGAGACACUCCAGGCCGGCAGUGGGCAUUUCCUGGUGCCGGAUGCCGAGUUCCACAGCAACUCGAAUGGGUUCAGAGAAGACAUUUGCCAACAGAAUCGAAUUCGACAGUUAUCAAGCAGCGCCUUGGAUAGCCCACCCCGGGCUUCCAAGGCAACAGAGAAUGAACUGUCCCUUCCAGUUUUACCUCUAAGGCGCUAUUCUUCUCCAGAGAGUGCCCAGGACUCGGCCUCCAUUCAUACAGACAGUGGACUGGGCUCAGAGUCUGACAGCAACGAGGUUCAGUCUUGGAUGGAGACCAUAGAAGAGCAACGCAAGUCCCAGCCGGAGAGCAUGGUGUGGGCCACAGCAGUAGCACUUGCCUGGCUGGAGAACAUCUCCUCUGCCUAUUUCACUGAGUGGGAGCUGCUGGCGGCCAAGGCAGACCGGUGGUUGGGCAAACAGAAGGUCCCUGAGGGGCGCACUCUGGCUGUUGUGAAGUCUGCCGCCCAGCAGUUCUUUGUGUUGCUCAGGCACUGGGAUGACAAUUUGCAGUUUGACGUCUUGUGCUACAACCCCAGCAGUGUGUAGGGAUGGGGGGCGGGGGGUGUCAAGAGUGUUGUUGUGUAAGUUGUACCAGUUGUGUCAGUGUGGGUUGGAGGUGGUGUCUCUGCAUGGAGGCUGUGAAUGUGUUUGUGUGGCUUGUGACUUGGCGCUGUGUGUUGCAGUUCAGCUCCUGUCUGGGUAAGAUUUGCGUGUAAUGUAGGAACACUACAAUAAGUGCAUUCUCCCCCUGUAUAUAAGGGAGGUAUAUCAGCUACCCCCCCCCCCCACACCAAAGGGUAGGAUGUUAGAUAAUAACUCACACCCAUUUAUUACACUGCCACACUCAUGCCUUCAUUUGCCGAUUUUCCUAGUGCAUCUGUGUUGUAACUGUCAUUUUUACCAAUGCAACUGCCAGUUUCACUAGGGCGGCUCUUUUGUUACUGUGAGUUUUGUAGAUUGCAGCCCUGCUGUAACUGUCAGUUUCUCUCGUACAGCCCAGCCAUAACUGUAGCUGUCAGUUUUUCUAAUGUAUCUCUGCCAUGACUGCCAGUUUUGUAACUGUCAGGCAUUCUAGUGGAAAACCUAUCGUGGCUAUAAGCUUUUCUAGAGCAACCUUGUUGUGUCUGUGAGUAAAUUUAUGCCAGUUCUGCUGUAGUUUCCUGAUUUUCUAACUUCUCCCUGCCAUAACUGGUCAACCAAUCAGUUGCUGUUGUACAGCCCUGCCUUGUCUGUAUAAUAAGAGAAGACUCAUAGUAACUGCCAAUAUUUCUAGUGAACCCCAGUGCUCAGUUUUUCUACCGAAUCCCUGCUAGACUGUUCAAUUCUUUCAGUGCUAGCCAGUCAUUCUAGGGGAGCCCUGCCGUAAUUCUCAGGAGUCCCUGCCAUAACUGUCAGUUUUUCCUACAGCCUUGCUGAGUCCCUGCCAUAACUGUCAGUUUUUUCUACAGCCUUGCUGAGUCCCUGCCAUAACUGUCAGUUUUUCCUACAGCCUUGCUGAGUCCCUGCCAUAACUGUCAGUUUUUCCUACAGCCUUGCUGAGUCCCUGCCAUAACUGUCAGUUUUUUCUACAGCCUUGCUGAGUCCCUGCCAUAACUGUCAGUUUUUCCUACAGCCUUGCUGAGUCCCUGCCAUAACUGUCAGUUUUUCCUACAGCCUUGCUGAGUCCCUGCCAUAACUGUCAGUUUUUUCUAUAGCCUUGCUGUAACUCUCAACUUUUCUAGUGCAGCCCUAAUGCAAUUCUCAGCUUUUCUACUGAAGGCCUGUCAGUUUUUCUAAUGCCGCCCUUCUGUAACUGUUUUUUCUUCAUUUUUUAUUCCAGUGAAGCCCUGUCAUAUUUAUUGGAGCCCUUGUAAAACUGUCAGCUUUGCUUAUGCAGCCCUGAAAAGUGUCAGCUUUUUUCUUUCUAGUUAAAGUCCAAUGGUCACUGUCAGCUUUUCACUUAACUCAUUUCUGCAGUGAUUAAGCAAUGGCGGUGGGAAUAAUGUCAGGGUGCUUGGAGCUUCAUACAGGGGUCCUGCUUCAGAAUAAUAUAGCAUAACUGGCCUGCAUAUAUACACACCCACCUUUAUUGGUUUAUUAGAAAGAAUUGGUCCCUUCUUCUUCUCCUAUUGGCUAGCCUUAACACCCAAUGAAAUAUGUGGUAUUGGGUAGUCACCCUGUGCCUGUAGAGAAAUUUGGGGAUGCUGUAUCAUUGGCACAAGUAGUUUAUCCAUUUGCUGUCAGUAUAGAUACAUCUGACCUGCACAAUAUUCUGCUUGUGAUCACAGUGUACAGUACAUGUAGUUUCAUUGUGGGAGCCUCGCUGUGUUAGUGCGCUCUGCUGUCUCUACUACAAGUUGGAAAAUUAAUUUCGAUUGGCUCUUGUCUUGUGCAGUUUAGCACCUUUGUUCAUAACUCAGCCUUCAUGUUUAGCCAAACCACAGGUCCAGUGAGGGGUUAAUGUUUCCACCAAGACCUCCUUAUGGGAAGAAUUCAGCUGGGUCUCCCUUCAGUAGUGAAAGGAGAUUGUUCCUUUUCCUUAAGGGGGAUUCAAACUACUAUGAAAGGUUUUGUGGCCCAGUGGCAGGUGCUGAAUUGCACCACUGCAGUUGCCCAGAGCAUCCAAUGAGGUCUCGCUAUAGGUGCAAUUUAGCACCUCUAUGUUAAUAAAUUAAUCUCAAAGAGCAUUUAGAGUGACUAGAGUGUACUCUUUUUGUGCGCCAUGGUCAGUGUGUGUGAACUGUAGCCCCCCAAUGUGCACCCAUGUUUCUGGGUAACGAUAGAACAACUCUAUUUGCACAUUAACUAUUCUGUUUGAACAAUAUCCCCACUAUGAGCACUCAAGUCCCAAUAUGCUCUCUCUGGGGCAAAUUCACUAAGCUCCGAAGCGCCGUACGCUAGCGUUAAUUCGCUAGCGUUUGGCAUUUUCCGUUACUUCG